CUAAUCCUAAUCUAAAAGAUGAAAAAAUUGCUGCAGAGUUUGAUUGUGAUCGAAGUACUAUAUCAAAAAUUCUCAAGCAAAAAAAAUGGUCUGAGAUACAAGAAAUUUCACCAACAUCAAAUGUACUUAAAACAGCUAGUUCUAAAUUUUUCCAAGUUGAAAGAGCUCUUGAAAUGUAG
Racocetra persica is the source of this 179-nucleotide messenger RNA. Lineage: Eukaryota; Fungi; Glomeromycota; Glomeromycetes; Diversisporales; Gigasporaceae. The record is from the annotation of a GenBank genome assembly.